AUGGCGGCCCAACACGGACCCGAGAACAUUCGGGUCAACUGCGUGGCGCCGGGCAUGGUCUUCACACCCAUGGUGAGAGGCUGGGGCAUGACCGACGAGAUGAGACAGGCGCGGAUCAACCAGAACCUCCUCAGACAGGAGGGAACUGGGUGGGACGUAGGAUAUGGUGAGGAACCACAAGACUGUCAAUGGCUGUCGACUAACGCGGUCUUACCGAUUCUAUUCCUGUGCAGCAAGGAGGCGCGCUGGAUCACGGGCCAUUGCAUGCCAGUCGACGGUGGUACCACAGCCGGCAGAGCAGACCGGCCAGCUCUCAAGGCAGACACACUUGCAAAGAAGAACACGGGCAUACCGAACGGGCAGUCAUAA
Anthostomella pinea is the source of this 369-nucleotide messenger RNA. Lineage: Eukaryota; Fungi; Ascomycota; Sordariomycetes; Xylariales; Xylariaceae. The record is from the annotation of a GenBank genome assembly.